Molecule: messenger RNA, 4213 nt
Organism: Diatraea saccharalis (sugarcane borer)
Lineage: Eukaryota; Metazoa; Arthropoda; Insecta; Lepidoptera; Crambidae
Source: the annotation of a GenBank genome assembly
AGUUGCGCAUAAGCAGCCGCGGCAAGUGAGUGUGUUCAAAUUUAGAACGGAUUUCGCGCGGUUUGGUUUCUUUCAAAAGUUUUUAGAAGACGUGUUCUAAUUUCAAAUGAUAUCAUUGUUCUGUGUGCAAAAGGCCGGUAGAUGAUACGAAAUGUGUGUUGAAAAAACACAGUGCCAGUGUGUUCGCACGCAUGUCGCGUGAGCCGAAGUGAUGUGCACUUUUUGUUUUGUGUAGAAAGUGAUUUCAUCACAAAGGAUUACAGUGAUUAAUAUUGUUGGAAAACACACAUGAGAAUAUCGACUUUGUAUUGAUAAAACAUCAAAAUGUCGGCUACCGCAACUCGCCAUGUCAAAGAAUCGAACUCGGCAAACAUACUGAUGUGUAAGCAAUGGUGGAAAGUAUGCUGGAUGUACGGAGACCAGGAAAAAUAUUACAGGCAACUAUACGGUAGAAGAAAAACGAAUAAUAUUAAUACGAAUCUAUUUAACUUCGAUAUGGACGUAAAACGUCCUGGAGCACAAAUCACAGAGCUCACUGAUGAUUUUUUCGAAAACAACCAAAAUUUAGAAAUAGAACCAGCCCCAGAUGAAACUGACGCAACAAAUAUGUCUAAAGUGUGUAAUACAUUUGGUGCCGAAUCUGAACCUAUUUACGGAUUUGAAGUCCAAACUGCGUGGCAAAGAGACCAAAGAAGACAACCUAUACAACAAAACUACGAAGAAUAUAUGAACACGGUAGAUCUAGACCAAAUCUUAGGUACAAGUUUAAAUGGAAAUAGUAUAAAGAGUAUGUUAAAAAACGGGUUACCACCUCAAUCUAAAUCUAAGCCUCAGCUGAUAGAUUCUAAGGAAGAGAUCCUCAGGAACGGUAACACAUUUGGUAAGACUUCAAAAACUAUAUGUAGGACUAAGAAAGGGGCUGUAGUUACUGAGGAAUCGGAAAUUUCGACAGACGGGAGAACUUUGGCUAACUUUAAAUUUCAACGUUCAACAGUGAAGACAGGUCCAAAUAAAGUAAAGGAGACCCUGCAACCAUUGAAAGAGGAUGCAGUCCUGAAUGAGUGCCUCAGGACAAAGUGUGUAGGAGACUUGUUGACGACGACUACGACGACUUUAGUAACGGUGUCGCAAACGUCGGUCACGUGCUGUAAUGAACCUGUCUGCCGUAACUGCGUAGUCUCUCCGACCGGCUCAUCACCGCCACCGCUGCACGAGAACGCAACGUCACCACCGCCACCAGCCCCGUCAUCACCAAUCACAUCCCCUCGUCUUCUCCCACCUCUACCCUCCCCGCAGCCAAGCCACAGUUCCUCAGCCAGCCAAUCCAAUUCCCCACAUCCAUACUCCUACCCUAACUUCAGAAGAAGUCAGCCGGUGCAAAGCCAAAACUAUCCUGAAUAUAACCUCCUUCAUAGUCAUAGUGUAUCUCAAUUAAAUCAGCCUGGACAGAGCUACCAGUCACCGCAGUCCCCUCAGUCCGCUAUGUCACUGUCCCCCCACCCAAUCCCACAAGGCAAGUUUAGAGGAUUAUUGGAGCAUGCGGAGAGAUUGAUGAAACCAGGGGAUCCUCAUCGACAUUCCCAGAGCGAUGAUGAUUCAGGAUGCGCCUUAGAAGAGUAUACGUGGGUGCCACCAGGACUAAGACCAGAACAGGUGCACCUGUACUUCUCCGCGUUGCCAGAGGAUAAGGUCCCAUACGUGAACAGCGUCGGUGAGAGGUACAGGCUAAAGCAGCUGCUCCAGCAACUACCCCCUCAAGACAAUGAGGUGCGGUACUGCCACGCGUUGUCUGACGAAGAGCGUAAGGAGCUGAGGCUGUUCAGUGCGCAGAGGAAGCGUGAGGCACUGGGACGAGGACAGGCGAGGCAACUGCACGCGCCUGCGCCAUGCGAACGGUGUGAGGAGGGUAUGUCAGCGGGUGACAUGUGCGUGUCAGCGGCACGAGCAGGCCCGUCAGCGCGUUGGCACCCAGCGUGCUUUGUGUGCUCCUCGUGCCAAGAGCUGCUGGUAGACCUGGUGUACUUCUGGCGGGACGGCAGGCUCUACUGCGGCCGACAUCACGCUGAGACUCUCAAACCUAGAUGUUCAGCAUGCGAUGAGAUAAUCCUUGCGGAUGAAUGCACAGAAGCGGAGGGACGGGCGUGGCACAUGAAACACUUCGCGUGUGCCGAGUGCUCGAAGCAACUGGGUGGACAACGGUACAUCAUGCGAGAGGCCCGGCCCUACUGCCUACCUUGCUUCGAUGGUUGCUUCGCCGAAUAUUGUGAUGCUUGCGGCGAGCCCGUCGGCGUCGACCAAGGACAAAUGUCUCACGAGGGUCAACACUGGCACGCUACCGAACGAUGUUUCGCUUGCCACACUUGCCGGGCUAGCCUCCUUGGUCGUCCCUUUUUACCUCGCAAGGGAGCCAUUUUCUGUUCUAUAGCCUGCUCAAAAGGCGAACCUCCCACACCUUCCGACUCCUCUGGGCCAGGUCCACGGAUGGCAAGAGGUUCACGCCCGAGAAGAGUUCCAUCGCCAAAAUCCCCACCUCGAACACCGCAGAGAGAACCAUCACCUCCAAUCGACGCAGAUUCAGAGCCGAGCUGUUCUUUAGCACCAGAAUCCCCAUCACCCCACCCUCCACCUCCGCCACAUGCUUGCCUCAGUCUCGACAGGGCAUUAGCAGACCUUCGCUUAGAGCAGUCCAUAACGGAACACCAAAUACAACCGACGCCUACUUCGGAAGAACACAGAGAUGAGGAAACACCAGAAGGCUGGAAACCCCCACAUCCGGUCGAAGCUCAAGCUGUAGUGACUCCUGGACAUUCGUCCUCGAUGCCAGAAUUAACUUUAGUAGAUAGUAAGUCAUCGAGGAAACCUAGGGGAGGGAGGACUGUUCGUUUCUGUGGAGACGACAAUGAAGCGUUCGAGCCCGACGAGCCCGUCAGAAGAGAGAAGGUGCGAGAUGAUGACGCGAGCAGUUAUUGCAGCACGUGCUCAUCGUCAUCGUCCUCUGCAGAAUCUUAUACUUUGCCCACUAGAAGAGCAUAUGGUGGAGUUAGAAUAUCAUACGUGCCUAACGACGCGGUGGCCUGUGCUAAACGUGAGAGACAAAGGAAAAAUGCCCAAAACGAUAAGAACUGUAUCAUCUCGUGAUCUUGGGUUCUGUUUGUGCCCCAUGAACCUUCAUAGUGACAUCUCCGAUAAAAAGACUGACUUAUACUUUCAUAGCUCCUAAAAGCCAUAGUAUUUUAAGACAACUGUUAAAACAUGAAUAUUGUAUGUCUUCCAGUAACUUUUGCUUUCGAAUUUACGAAUCGAACCAAAUGGUACAUUUCGCGAGAAAGGUGUAAGAAAUGAAUUUGUAAAACCAGGUGUCGUCAGGAUGCUCGCGUGUCAUUAAUUGUGUUGUGACGACGACACGGGUGGGUGUCCGCUUUUGACAAAAGCUUCAAUAAACGACGUAUCAAAGAAAUAUGGUUUUCGACAAAUUUGUUGGUGGUGAUUUAGGGUUUAAUCGCUUUUAAAUGUGUUACGUAUGUCAUUCGAUCGAUUACACCUUUCUGCUGCGUAAUAAUGGACGUCGCUUCGCCUCUUUUCAUUUUAGCAGGGCCUGAUAGAAAUAUAGCUGUUAAAUAAUAUACAACAUCAGCUUUAAAUUAUUUGGAAGUAAUAUAUAAAUCGCAAUAAUAUUCGCUUACUUAAUUGAGUGACAUAUCUUACGCUUUUUAAUAAAAUCAUAUCUUGUUUAAUAAAGUAAUUUUAAGACAUAUCCCACUUUGCCACUUAGACGCAUAAGUUAUUUUGAUUUUUAGUAUAAUGAAAAUUGUAAAUUGAAUUAUAAGUACAAAUGUAAUGUAUUUUUUGUAUUACGUGUGUUCAAAAUAAUAUUGUAAAUAAUGCCUUACGUGUUGAGUAAACAAUUUAUAAUUUCAUAUUUCACCAUUUUGAUUCAAAACUUUAAAUAAUUACUUCAUGUUUGUUUUUAGGAAAAAUAAUAUGCUCAAUUGAAAUAUUGUAUAUUAUGUUGUAUUAUCACAAAGGUAUAGACAAUAAAAUAAAUCAAAUAAACGAGUAAGGCGCUUUAAUACUCUAUAAAUUAUGUAAUUAUGUAAACACAGCUUGUAAAAUGACGAACUAAAUGAUCUUGAAAUGUGUACAAAAUAUUUGUAAUAAUGUACGUAAUUUUUGUAAGUUAUUUGUAUUGAAAGACGAAAUAAAAAUGUUUUUG